This is a messenger RNA of Monascus purpureus, 2166 nucleotides long. The record is from the annotation of a GenBank genome assembly. NCBI's taxonomy places the organism in Eukaryota, Fungi, Ascomycota, Eurotiomycetes, Eurotiales, Aspergillaceae.
CUCCGCAGUCUUUUCCCUUCGCUCUUCGGCGCACUCGAGGCCUGUGGCUUCAUUCCAUUCGCUCGUUCAAUUCGCAAUUUGGUUUAGGGCGGCUUCUGCACCUGUAGCUCUUCGUGUCUCUUUGUAUCUCGUCGUAUCUCGUCGUAUCUCGGUUGUGUGCGCGCUUAAGGAGGCGGAAGCGCCCUUCUGCAACCCAUCCGAAGAGACAGGCCAUUUUCGUCCAUUUCCUCGAGGAAGACUGGAUUCUACCUCCUCUUUCACACCCUGACGCCUGGUGUGCGCCGCUCCUUUUGAUACUUCUUUGGCUUCUACAGCUGUGCGUGGGAGUCUGUCGUCUCUUCACUCACUCGGUCAUCUCGUCAACUCCUGGCCGUCCAUCCCAUUUUCGCGCUAGAAGCAUGCACAAACGACGCUUCGUAGCCUUCCUGGCCUCAUUCGCCGGGCUGACAGAGGCCUUCUGGCGUCUUCCUUGCCGGGGAAGCGCUGGUGUCGCCAGAAUGGAUCCCUUGGUAGACCCCGGCAUGCCAUCCUACCAUGUUCACAGCGUCCAGGGCUCCGGUGGCUUUGCUAUGGAUGUCACGGAGGACAGCUUGAGGCAGUCAGACUGUACAUCCUGCGCGGUCACCCAAGACAAGUCGGCCUACUGGGCUCCUGCGCUGUAUUUCGUCCAUGCGAAUGGGAGCGCCGAACUGGUUGAACAGGACGGUGGCAUGCUUGUUUACUAUCUUCUGUACGGAGAAAACGUCACGGCAUUCCCGAACAACUUCCGCAUGCUAGCUGGCGAUACCUUCCAGCGAGACUUCCCCUGGCCCAUCCCUGAUCCUCCCAAGUCCUCGUGGUCUGGUGUGCAGGCGUCCCAGGAUGCCCUCCGCCAGAAAGCAAUUGGAUUCAAUUGCCUGAACUACAAUGAGCCGGCAGAACCGUCGCUUUACCGACACUACCUACCCAGCAAGGCCUAUAUGGAUGAGCACUGUACGGACGGUGUCCGUUUCGAGCUGAUGUUCCCAUCCUGCUGGAAUGGAAAAGACGUCGAUUCUCCCGACCACAAGUCUCACAUGGCCUAUCCUUCAGCGGUCAUGUCUGGUGAUUGUCCGGCGGGCUUUGAGACUCGCCUUGUCUCGCUCUUCUUCGAGACCAUCUGGAAUACUCCUGCAUUCAGGCAUGAAGAAGGCGAAUUCGUUAUUGCCAAUGGGGAUCCAACGGGAUACGGCUAUCACGGCGACUUUAUUCAGGGCUGGGACCCCGACUUCCUGCAGCAGGCCGUCGACACCUGUACCAACCCGUCCGGCGAAGUCACUGACUGCCAUAUCUUCGAUAUCCAGAGCGACGCAGAGCAGGGGAAGUGCAAAUUCCAGGUUCCCGAACAGCUGCAAUCGGAGGAUGUCUACAUGCAUCUCAACGGUCUCCCUGGCGGCAUCGCAAUUCAAUCAGGACCUGCGUAUGCGAGCCCCGUUGCGUACGCGACUCCAUCCCAAGCAACGUCGAUCGUUCCUUCGAUCGUUCCUUCAGUUGUCCCGUCACCAUCGUCUCAAGAAACCUCCACUCCGACUCCCCCGACUUCCCCGACGUCGUCUGCUCAACCGACGCCGGUCGUUUUGGCUCAGCAGCUCACAUCCUCGACGACGAGUUCUCAAACCACGGCAACAGCCACCGUGACAACCAAAUACAUCCAGAGUGUUGUGGCCGAGGAGAUCGUUUAUGUGCAGCAGGAGAUCAUCAUCACGAUAGACGGCGAGGGCAAGCCCAUCGGCACCGGAACCGGAAGUAUCAGGACAGUAGCUACCACUUCUACGACUGUGACUGAGCCUGUUGGUGGUGUUACAGGGUUAGCGCAACCUGGAAAGCGUGGCCAUGGCCAUGAGCAUGGGCGCUCGCAUGGUCACAGACAUGCUCACUUCCACAAGAGGCAUGCUUGAUUUAGUCAAUGAGGGUUAUCUGUUCGUUUCUUUCUAUGAUACUCGAAAUGCUCCGCAUCUUUUUGAUAUAUUCCCAGGAGAAUCUUGUGCUUUAACCUUUUCUUGUUGUGUUGACUGUCUGCUGGCAGAGUCAACGCAAACUCGAGCUUCAAUUCUUGGAUUUCGACAUUUCGCCUCCCAGUUAUCUACUUCACUUUGACCUCGUACGCACAGAGCUUGACUUCUUGUACCUAGUUUGCCUUUUCAUAUU